Messenger RNA from Morone saxatilis (striped sea-bass), 1106 nucleotides. RefSeq names its product cytochrome b5 domain-containing protein 1. The coding region runs from base 361 to 1008 and encodes 215 amino acids. The record is from RefSeq and is a predicted model, not a curated record. The transcript is spliced from 4 exons. NCBI's taxonomy places the organism in Eukaryota, Metazoa, Chordata, Actinopteri, Moronidae.
UUCAGAAACCAAGUGUUUAAUCAAAUCUUUAUAAAAGGAAAUAUAAAAUAAAAACAAAGAACACAAAAUAAAUAUUUUUAAAAAACAAAUAAAUGUAACUACUUUAUAAAUUGUGUAUAACUAUGAGGUAAAACAGUAAAUAUUAAUACAAUAAAAUCGAUCUGUUAUCGCACAGUAGAGCUUCAUUCUCAUUGGCUACGAACCCCCCUACGUCAGCGCGUAAAACACCACGUCCGCGGCCCCGCCCCCUGACGCUUGUUGCCACAGUAACGGGACUCCGGCGCACACCGAGAGUUUGCUUCGAUCCGGAUAAAAACCGCGUUGUUGCGGGUUUAAACAUGAGCUAACUGCGGGAGAGAGAUGGAGAGACUGCGGUACUUCACUCCCAGCGAGGUGGCUGCUCACAACACUGCGGCCGACCUGUGGGUGUCCUUCCUGGGCAAAGUGUGCGACCUGACCCCGCUGAUGGAGCAGCACUCCGGCGACGCGCUGCUGUUGCCCAUCCUGGAGUGUGCAGGGAAAGACAUCAGCUGCUGGUUCGACCCUGAAACUGAAGACGUCCUGAAGUACGUGGAUCCGCUGACGAACUGCGUGAGGUACUACACCCCCAGGGGGCGCUUCGUGCACGUUCCCCCCGCCGGCCCUCGCUCCGACUGGGACAGCGACAUCGGCCGGCCCUGGUGGAGGGACGAGCGGUUCCAGGUGGGACUGCUGUCCGCCAAAACCAGGUGGAUACGAGUCAUCAACACGCUGACGUCACAGGAGCAGCAACUGCAGGUGUGUUCGGAGGAGACUCUGGCGGAGAUCCUCCAGCGUUACCUGCACUACAACUCCCACGCCUGCAGUUACACCUGGAAACACGGCGGAGCGACUCUGGACAUGAGCAGGACGCUCGCAGAGAACGACGUCCUGGACGACGACCUCCAGCUCCAGCAGCUGCGACUGGACCGAGACCUCUUCACGCCCGCCAUCCUCCUCCACUUCAACGACGACCUCACCGAGGGCUGACCUCUGACCUCAUCAACAUUCAAUAAAAAAAUACCUUAAAAAUCUCAUCCUCAGUCAUAUUGUUCCCAUAUUUAACAAUGAAUGUCAAAACAUUAAAA